Alligator mississippiensis (American alligator) is the source of this 3118-nucleotide messenger RNA. It is a transcript of the gene COPB2, whose product is annotated as COPI coat complex subunit beta 2. The transcript has 22 exons. NCBI's taxonomy places the organism in Eukaryota, Metazoa, Chordata, Crocodylia, Alligatoridae. Gene Ontology annotation, cellular component: COPI vesicle coat. The coding region runs from base 108 to 2852 and encodes 914 amino acids. The record is from RefSeq and is a predicted model, not a curated record. Gene Ontology annotation, biological process: retrograde vesicle-mediated transport, Golgi to endoplasmic reticulum; endoplasmic reticulum to Golgi vesicle-mediated transport; intracellular protein transport. Gene Ontology annotation, molecular function: structural molecule activity; protein binding.
CUCGGCGGUCUCUCGCGUCUCGCGAGAGCAGAGGUGGCGGAAGCUCCACGUCGCUGUGUCGGGAGCAGGGAGCAACACCUUGGCGUCCCCGCGGCGUCCCCGGAGCCAUGCCUCUCCGACUUGAUAUUAAGCGAAAACUAACAGCUCGGUCUGACCGAGUGAAGAGUGUAGACUUGCAUCCCACAGAGCCAUGGAUGUUAGCUAGUCUUUACAAUGGAAGCGUCUGUGUUUGGAAUCAUGAAACACAGACUCUAGUGAAGACCUUUGAAGUAUGUGAUCUGCCAGUGAGAGCUGCUAAAUUUGUGGCCAGAAAGAACUGGGUUGUGACAGGAGCAGAUGACAUGCAAAUUAGGGUAUUCAAUUACAACACCUUGGAAAGAGUUCAUAUGUUUGAAGCACACUCAGAUUAUAUUCGUUGCAUUGCCAUACAUCCUACGCAGCCCUUCAUUCUGACCAGCAGUGAUGACAUGCUUAUUAAACUCUGGGACUGGGAUAAAAAAUGGUCUUGUUCUCAGGUGUUUGAAGGCCACACCCAUUAUGUUAUGCAAAUUGUCAUAAAUCCAAAGGAUAAUAAUCAAUUUGCCAGUGCAUCGUUGGAUAGGACAAUCAAGGUGUGGCAGCUUGGUUCUUCUUCGCCUAACUUCACUUUGGAAGGCCAUGAAAAGGGAGUGAACUGUAUCGAUUACUAUAGUGGAGGAGAUAAGCCCUAUCUCAUUUCAGGAGCAGAUGAUCGCCUUGUUAAGAUCUGGGAUUACCAGAAUAAAACUUGCGUGCAAACACUAGAGGGACAUGCUCAGAAUGUAUCCUGUGUCAGCUUCCACCCUGAGCUCCCAAUCAUCAUCACGGGCUCUGAAGAUGGAACAGUCCGCAUUUGGCACUCAAGCACUUAUCGCCUAGAAAGUACCUUAAACUAUGGCAUGGAGAGGGUGUGGUGUGUGGCCAGCUUGAGAGGUUCUAAUAACGUGGCUUUGGGGUAUGAUGAAGGCAGCAUUAUUGUUAAGCUUGGCCGUGAAGAACCUGCCAUGUCCAUGGAUGCUAAUGGGAAAAUUAUUUGGGCUAAGCACUCAGAAGUCCAACAGGCUAACUUGAAAGCUAUGGGAGAUGCUGAAAUUAAAGAUGGAGAAAGAUUGCCACUGGCUGUAAAGGAUAUGGGGAGCUGUGAAAUCUAUCCUCAGACUAUUCAACAUAACCCUAAUGGACGGUUUGUAGUAGUAUGUGGGGAUGGUGAAUACAUCAUUUACACAGCUAUGGCUUUGAGAAACAAGAGUUUUGGUUCUGCCCAGGAAUUUGUAUGGGCACAUGAUUCUUCAGAGUAUGCAAUCAGAGAAAGCAAUAGUGUUGUAAAGAUAUUUAAGAACUUCAAAGAGAAGAAGUCCUUUAAACCUGACUUUGGAGCAGAAGGUAUCUAUGGAGGCUUCUUACUAGGUGUAAGAUCUGUUAAUGGCUUGGCAUUCUAUGACUGGGACAACACAGAACUGAUCCGUAGAAUUGAAAUUCAGCCCAAACAUAUUUUCUGGUCUGACUCAGGUGAACUUGUCUGUAUCGCCACAGAAGAAUCAUUCUUUAUUCUGAAAUACCUGUCUGAAAAAGUUGCAGUAGCACAGGAAACACAUGAGGGAGUCACUGAAGAUGGGAUUGAAGAUGCUUUUGAGGUUCUGGGUGAGAUUCAGGAGAUUGUGAAAACAGGAUUGUGGGUAGGUGACUGCUUUAUUUAUACCAGUUCCGUGAACAGACUUAACUACUAUGUUGGAGGAGAAAUUGUCACUAUUGCCCACUUGGACAGGACAAUGUAUUUGUUGGGCUAUAUACCUAAGGACAACAGGCUUUAUCUGGGUGACAAAGAGCUAAAUAUUGUCAGUUACUCCUUGCUGGUUUCAGUGCUUGAGUACCAAACUGCAGUUAUGAGGAGAGACUUCAGUAUGGCUGAUAAAGUUCUUCCCACAAUUCCAAAGGAACAGAGGACCAGAGUUGCACAUUUUCUUGAAAAACAGGGCUUCAAACAGCAAGCUCUUGCUGUAUCCACAGAUCCUGAACAUCGCUUUGAGCUUGCUCUUCAGCUUGGAGAAUUAAAGAUUGCAUACCAGCUUGCAGUGGAAGCAGAGUCAGAACAGAAAUGGAAACAACUUGCUGAGCUUGCCAUCAGCAAGUGCCAGUUUGGCUUAGCCCAGGAAUGCCUGCACCAUGCACAGGACUAUGGAGGCUUAUUACUCUUGGCUACAGCAUCAGGAAAUGCCAGCAUGGUGAACAAGCUAGCAGAGGGAGCAGAAAAAGAUGGCAAGAAUAAUGUAGCAUUUAUGAGCUAUUUCUUGCAGGGAAAGCUUGACUCCUGCUUGGAACUCUUAAUUAAAACUGGACGUUUGCCUGAAGCUGCCUUCCUUGCACGUACAUAUUUGCCAAGCCAAGUUUCAAGGGUAGUUAAACUAUGGCGAGAGAACCUGUCUAAAAUCAACCAGAAAGCAGCAGAGUCCCUUGCUGAUCCCACAGAAUAUGAAAACCUUUUCCCUGGAUUAAAAGAAGCUUUUGUUGUGGAAGAAUACGUCAAACAAACUCAUUCUGACUUGCGGCCUGCCAGGGAAUACCCACUUGUCACCCCAAAUGAAGAAAGAAGCUUACUGGAAGAAUCGAAGGGUUUUGAACCUUCAGGAGUAAUAGUAUCAGAGGAAACUGAAGAACGUGUUCCAUCUCCUAAUCUAGUAAUGGUGUCUCCAGUUCCAGCAAUGUCUGAACCACUUCCAGUAACAAAAGAUGAAAAGGUACUACUAGAAUUGGAAGAAGAAGAUUUAGAUAAUUUGGAUCUGGAGGAUAUUGACACCACAGAUAUUAACCUGGAUGAAGAUAUCUUGGAUGACUAAACUAAACUUUUCAUUUUAAGUGACCAAAUUCUUAAUUGCUCACUCCCUACAGAAGAGUGGAAUUAUAUGGACUGUGUGUGUGUUGGAAACUAGCUUGAUUUUUAUACAGUAGCUCAAAAACAUAGAUACAAGAACAGGGUCCAUCUGUUUCAUAAGGUGAAUCUUUAAACUACAAUAUUUUGAAAUUCAUUAUGCAGAGCACCUUAGGUGUAAUAAUAGACAUAUAUGUUGUCAUGCUCAUUAAGAAAUAAAUUGUUUUAAACAGA